CCGGUUCCUCACUUCCGGUCCCUUAGUUAUUCUUCCGACUGGAAAGCCGGUGGUUCGGGAAGGCUAGAACCUUCAGUUUCCGUCCGAAUUGGCCGCUGCCGGGGCGGCGGAGGUCCGUGGGCCGGUGCCGCGCGGCCUGAGGGCGGCGCGCUCCCUCGCAGCAUGGCCCGAAACGCGGAAAAGGCCAUGACGGCCUUAGCAAGAUUUCGCCAGGCUCAGCUGGAAGAGGGGAAAGUAAAGGAGCGAAGACCCUUCCUUGCCUCAGAAUGUACUGAACUGCCUAAAGCCGAGAAAUGGAGACGGCAGAUCAUUGGAGAGAUCUCAAAAAAAGUGGCUCAAAUUCAGAAUGCUGGUUUAGGUGAAUUCCGGAUUCGCGACCUGAAUGAUGAAAUUAACAAGCUGCUGCGAGAGAAAGGACACUGGGAGGUCCGGAUCAAGGAGCUGGGCGGCCCUGACUAUGGGAAAGUUGGGCCUAAAAUGCUGGACCACGAAGGGAAGGAAGUCCCGGGAAAUCGAGGCUACAAGUACUUCGGAGCGGCCAAAGACCUGCCUGGCGUCAGAGAGCUGUUUGAGAAAGAGCCACUUCCUCCUCCAAGAAAGACACGAGCCGAGCUCAUGAAGGCGAUCGACUUUGAAUACUACGGUUACCUCGAUGAAGACGAUGGUGUCAUUGUGCCCUUGGAACAGGAGUAUGAAAAGAAACACAGAGCCGAGCUAGCGGAGAAGUGGAAAGCAGAGCGAGAGGCCCGCCUGGCGAGAGGCGAGGAGGCGGAGGGGGAGGAGGAGGAGGAGGCGAACAUCUACGCUGUGGCUGAGGAGGAGUCUGACGAGGAGGGCGGCCCGGACAGAGGAGGGGAGGACGGGCAGCAGAAGUUCAUCGCCCACGUGCCGGUGCCGUCGCAGCAGGAGAUCGAGGAGGCGCUCGUGCGCAGGAAGAAGAUGGAGCUGCUGCAGAAGUACACCAGCGAGACCCUGCAGGCCCAGAGCGAGGAGGCGCGGCGGCUCCUGGGCUGCUAGGUGGCCCCACUGCAGCCUCCCCUGCCCUCCUUGCUCACACCGUGCGCCCCCCGAGGGCCGCUGGCUGGACCCCUCUGCGUCACCCCAGCCGCCUGCAGCUGACGCGAGAGCCCACGGGCACUGUCCUGAGUGGGUAGGACAGGCUGCUCCUGCGGCCUGCGGGUGUCAUCAGUGGUGGGGGCGGCCAGCCAGGGACGCCCCUGAGCGUGCAGACGUGUCUGUGAUGCCUCCUGCGCGCUGAGAAGACGCCCCGCCAUUCUCGGGGCUGCCCUGCCGCCCGUCUCGCCCUCAGCCAGCCUUGCUUCCCCCAGCCGGCGGGGGGGCAUGUUUGCCGCUUCAUCUGGGAGUGGUUCUGCACAGAGCUAUUUUUAUUAAAGAUUUUUGUAUGAAAGGCA
Messenger RNA from Capra hircus (goat), 1412 nucleotides. Its product is annotated as pre-mRNA-splicing factor ISY1 homolog. Lineage: Eukaryota; Metazoa; Chordata; Mammalia; Artiodactyla; Bovidae. The coding region runs from base 163 to 1017 and encodes 284 amino acids. The transcript has 11 exons. The record is from RefSeq and is a predicted model, not a curated record. Gene Ontology annotation, biological process: mRNA 3'-splice site recognition; generation of catalytic spliceosome for second transesterification step. Gene Ontology annotation, cellular component: Prp19 complex; post-mRNA release spliceosomal complex; post-spliceosomal complex.